Messenger RNA from Erigeron canadensis, 1086 nucleotides. Its product is annotated as protein PARTING DANCERS homolog. The record is from RefSeq and is a predicted model, not a curated record. Gene Ontology annotation, biological process: resolution of meiotic recombination intermediates. The transcript is spliced from 8 exons. NCBI's taxonomy places the organism in Eukaryota, Viridiplantae, Streptophyta, Magnoliopsida, Asterales, Asteraceae. Bases 145 to 876 code for a protein of 243 amino acids.
AACCCUAAGCCUAACUAUAAUAACUAAACUCCAUUUCUACUAUUUCAAUAGCUCCUAUUCUUAACCCUCAUUUUUACUACAUCCUGAAAUUCGCCAUUUAUAUAUAGUUUAAUUAAAUUUUAAUCACCAAAUUUCAGUAUCUCGAUGAUCGGCACUCACAACGAUGUUUCUGUACGUAAUUCAGGUGUUGCAGGGGUGUGCAUGAUGAGUAGCAAAUGGAGAGACGAACAACAUCCAUCGUUCAUAAACUUUAUAUCCAGCUUCCUGAGUGCAAAUUCAUUCCGGUUAAACAUUGUGCCAAUUGCACCUGAUUUCAUCUUCAAUUGCGGUUUAUCGUUAGCUUUCAUGUUUGUGAUAAGUUAUGACUGCAACAAUCCAGGGCCUAUUUUCAGCAGAGCUGAGAAACUGAAGACUCAAUUUGCACAUCUCUAUGUGGUUGUCACCCUUCCAACAAAGGAGCAGAAUGAUUCUUUUCUAAGCUCUUAUGGCAGAUAUGACAUGAAUGUUGGUAACCCGACCUUUGUUCCGGUACCGGAUCUAGAAUUGGGCUUUGAGAAGAUUGUAAGAAUAGCACAUGCACGUGGUGUUUGCAAGAAGCAGGAUGCUUUAUGCAAAUUGAAUGCUGAGAAGGAGAGAUCUGUUCAAGGGAUGGAUGUUCUUCUCAGAGUGGUAUCUUCUAUCCCACAUGUUGAAACUCAUGAUGCUAAUGGGCUAAUUCAAACCAUAGGAUCAAUAGAAGCAAUUGCUAAAGCCUCCAAGGAAAACAUUUUGGAGAACACUGACAUUUCAUCAGAAAAAGCCGAGAAGAUUUCAAGAUUUUUCAGAGAUUGCAAGGUUUUUCUCAGCCCCAGAAUCCUGAAAAGUGUAUGUAAUUAGUUGUUACUAGUUUCUACAUAAUUGGUUAAAGAUUACACUCAAAAUCAGACUCAUAUUGUUCUUGAUUACUCGUUAUAUUCUAUGGGACAUAACUGGAAAGAUUCAAAUGUUUACACUAUUUGAUUACGCCGACACAGCAGAAAUGAAAAUGUAGUUGGUAUCACUGUAAUUGUAUUACUUCAAUUCCAUUAUCAAAUUUUCGUUCUACAA